AAUUCUCUGCAUCAAAAGUCAUACACCUUCUUUGACAAAAGCAGAUUUCUCUUUCGCUUGUUUCUUCUUCUUUUGUAACUCAAGAUAGGCAGAGUGAUUGUAGUAAGUAUUUAUUUUCUGAAACCAUGAAGCUUAAAGAUGGAAAAUAUCAUGUACAACCGGACAAGUCUUUCAAGAUUGUCCCUGCAACAUUACUUGUCCUUGUGCUAUGUGGUUUUUCUUUCUAUCUUGGUGGAGUCUUCUGUUCCGAGAAAAACCGAUUGGAGGGCAAGAUUGUGCAGGAUGUUUCCAAGACUGUUUCUUCUCCAAAGGAACCUGCCGUGAACCCCCUUCAAAUCAAACCGGUCGCUUUCCCGGAAUGCAGUGCUGAUUAUCAGGAUUACACUCCAUGCACUGAUCCCAGGAUGUGGAAGAAGUACGGUACACAUCGGCUUACAUUCUUGGAACGCCAUUGUCCUCCGAUGUUAGAGAGGAAGCUAUGCUUGGUUCCACCUCCUGAUGAGUAUAAGCCACCUAUAAGAUGGCCAAAGAGCCGCGAUCAAUGUUGGUACAGGAAUGUGCCGUAUAAUUGGAUCAAUAAGCAGAAGUCUAAUCAGAACUGGUUGAGGAAACAAGGGGAGAAAUUCAUGUUCCCUGGUGGUGGUACUAUGUUCCCUAGAGGAGUUGGUGCCUAUGUAGAUUUGAUGCAAGAUCUGAUCCCUGGAAUUAAAGAUGGUAUUGUUCGAACUGCUAUCGACACUGGCUGUGGGGUUGCUAGUUGGGGAGGUGAUCUAUUAGAUCGCGGGGUUUUGACAGUUUCACUUGCACCGAGAGAUAAUCAUGAAGCUCAGGUGCAGUUUGCUCUGGAACGUGGAAUACCGGCGAUCCUCGGUGUCAUUUCUACUCAGCGGCUUCCUUUCCCUUCAAGUUCAUUUGAUAUGGCUCAUUGCUCAAGAUGCCUUAUCCCAUGGACUGAAUUUGGUGGAAUAUAUCUCCUUGAAGUUCAUCGCAUACUCCGUCCUGGUGGUUUUUGGGUCUUGUCUGGUCCUCCCGUCAACUAUGAAAACCGCUGGCGUGGAUGGAACACGACUGUUGAAGAGCAGAAAUCAGAUUAUGAGAAGUUGCAGGACUUGUUGAGUUCAAUGUGCUUUAAAAUGUAUGCCAAAAAGGACAAUAUUGCCGUGUGGCAGAAAUCUUCAGAUAAUAGUUGCUACAAUAAGCUUGCAGGAGAUGUCUACCCACCCAAGUGUGAUGACAGUCUCGAACCAGAUUCAGCAUGGUACACUCCGCUCCGCCCGUGUAUUGUUGUUCCAAAGCCAGAACUUAAGAAAUCAGCCUUGGGGUCCCUGCCAAAGUGGCCAGAGAGGUUGCAAGUUGCUCCUGAACGCAUCUCGAAUAUUCCAGGUGGGAGUGCCAGUGCUUUAAAGCAUGAUGACAGCAAGUGGAAGGUGCGAGCCAAGCACUACAAGAAGUUGCUUCCUGCACUUGGGACCAAUGAGAUACGAAACGUUAUGGACAUGAAUACAGCUUACGGAGGUUUUGCUGCAGCUGUUAUCGACGAUCCCUUAUGGGUCAUGAACGUUGUCUCUUCCUAUGCUGCCAACACACUUCCUGUGGUCUAUGAUCGGGGACUUAUUGGAUCUUAUCAUGAUUGGUGCGAAGCAUUUUCAACUUAUCCUCGGACAUAUGACCUCCUUCACCUUGACGGCCUCUUCACCGCUGAGAGCCACAGGUGUGAUAUGAAGUAUGUCCUCUUGGAGAUGGACCGAAUCCUGCGACCUAAGGGGUACGCAUUAAUCCGGGAAUCCAGCUAUUUCGUCGACGCAAUUGGCAACAUUGCAAAGGGAUUGAGGUGGAGCUGCCACAAAGAAGACACAGAAUACGGCGUAACCAAGGAGAAGGUAUUAGUUUGCCAGAAAAAGCUCUGGUAUUCCUCUAACAGCAGUUCAAGAUGACCGAUCCGUUGCCGAAAGUGGUGUUAUUCUUCCUACCAUUGGAGCUGACAAGGAAAGUUCCAUAAUAGAUACAGUAUAUCCAUAUUCAAAUCAAGAACCUCUAAAUUCAUAUUCGUCAAUUGGAGAAUUAGACUCCCAAUAAUAUGAUUUAGUUGAGCUAUAGAUAUAUUCUUUGUAAGGCAUCUAUUUUAUUCACAGUCCUCGCCUAUAAUUUAUCUUUAUAGACCUUAUUUUCUUUCUACCAUGGAUGUGGAGAUAUUGUUAUUUGGUCACUUGCUUCCCAAUUGUGAUUUUUCAAGUAUAAAUCAUCACUGUCUGCUUUCU
This is a messenger RNA of Hibiscus syriacus, 2258 nucleotides long. RefSeq names its product probable methyltransferase PMT21. The transcript is spliced from 8 exons. Gene Ontology annotation, molecular function: methyltransferase activity. NCBI's taxonomy places the organism in Eukaryota, Viridiplantae, Streptophyta, Magnoliopsida, Malvales, Malvaceae. Gene Ontology annotation, cellular component: endosome; cytoplasm; trans-Golgi network. The record is from RefSeq and is a predicted model, not a curated record. Bases 126 to 1934 code for a protein of 602 amino acids.